CAUCCAUAGCUUCUCUCGCUUGUUUCCAAAGUGCACUUGCCGACCAUGUUGAGACGGGAGAGAGCGAGGAUAGCCGUGCAUUGCUUGGAAUUGAAAUCUACUGAGCUCAACCUCCCAACGAUGGGAACCUACACAGCUGACAAGUCCGUGUUAGACAUAUUUCUUUACACAAGGCCUGGCAUUGUCCAAAUGAAAACGAUUAUGGCGGCACCAAUUGUCUGUCAAGCAUCAAGCUAGAGUUAUCUCACUUGACGCGAGUUCAGAGGGAGCAGUUGCCAAGUGGCACACUUCGAGCUCUAUGGUCUCGUUGUGAAACAGCCUUGAGACUUUGGAGCACAGACUCAACAACUGUUGUCCGCGUCAGUAGGGAACCAGUGAAGUUGACGGCAGCUUCGCACACCUUCGAGGCCAGACAUGCGCCUGCCGACUGAUAUCGUUGCUGCAACAAGGACACAAGACACGAGAGGAACUGAUAUUGGUCCAAACUUCAAGUGACUGAAUGAGGUGAGGGCCGAAAAAACGAUAGCCGAUGUCUUGUGUUCAUCAACAACGCUUUGUGGGCUAAGAGUAAAGGCCAAAUAUCUUAGUUGAAGACGUCCUCCAUCUACCUCAUGACUUGAAUUUGUCUAGGCUAAUGCCGCCAAAUGCCAAGAAUGAUUCAGUUGUCUAAGCCCAUCCUGUGGAAGUUGGACAAGACGGAACAAGCCAAAGGAAAAGCGGAGGAAGAUAAUCGACUGGACGGAGUUCAGGCACCAGCAACAGUUUGAUGAUGACCCAAAUAUGACCGCUUUAAUGGUCUUGGUCCAGUUGUGGAUUUCCUCCUUGUGUUUUGAGAAAGUGCUACGAACACCUUGAAAUUAGAGGGUGUGAUUUUUAUCGGUGAAAAAGUAAUCAGUGUUAGCUUGGCAUUGGCAGCUUCAGGCUUAUGUCAGUGUCGCCUCAUUAUGUCCUUUUGAUGUAAGCGAGUCUGAGCAACCGCUAACUUGAUCUAACGAGGAUGUUCCACUGUAUUGAAAAAUGAGGUGAAACCUGACAUGAGUUCCCUAGGUUUCAGAUGCUAAUGUCUUCCGCGCCUCAGCUUUGCAAAGAGUCCCCAGCAAAACUUGGUUCUGGCUAUGCUCAAUCCAGAGGGCCAGUCCCAAGUCUGAACAACUUUUGUCGUGGAACACAUCUCAAUAAUCCGUGUUCAAGCACAAGUGAUUGCAGCACCGUGACCUCUUCUUGCGGCGAAUCCACAACAGUCAUCAUUUCAGACUCGAGCAGCUGUACGCUGCAACUCCAUAGUGGGGGUGGGGGUGGAGGUGCUGGGGGAGGUGGAGGCGCACCCGGAGGCGGGGGGUCCAACUGCGGCGCUAGCAGCUCCAAAGAGAAGAAAUCCUCAGGGACCACAUACACUGUGCAUUUCAACCGGGAGAAGACUCGCACCACCACACGCACCACAACCACCACCACCAAUUACGGUUCCACGUCAAGUGUCAAUAAUAACAGUGAUAGUGUCAGUAUUGGAGGCUCGGAUCUCCGGAUGAGCGGUGGGUCCCGGGGAGUGGGCAGUGGAGGAGGGGUGGGAGUCGGGGUCGGGUCCGGCAGUGCUCAUGGGGGCCACAUCGUUCUUGCCGACUCGUUCGGCAAGAACGCCGCGACAAGCCCCAUAUCACAAGGGUCUUCCAUGGCAGCCAGGGAGAUACGAAACUCAACUAAGCCCUGCUGUUUCUGUUGGUGCUGUUGUUGCACUUGCUCAUGGAUUCGACGUCGCUGCCUCUCUGUGAAAGCUCCCAAUGGCUCCCUGGAAAGUGCCAACGAAUUCAUUAAGGAUGAAGAACUUGGGAGCAUAUCCAGCACAGAUGUCAAGUCUUGGGGUGACUCCUUCGAAAAACUGAUGAACAGUGAAAAGGGACGCAAGGUGUUUGGCUCAUUUUUGAGAGGCGAAUACAGUGAAGAAAACAUCCUCUUCUGGCUGGCCUGUGAGGAUCUAAAGAAGGAACGAAGUCCAGAACUCAUUGAGGAAAAGGCCAGAAUUAUUUAUGAAGAUUACGUUUCAAUUCUCUCACCCAGAGAGGUGAGUUUGGAUUCACGGGUACGCGAAAUAAUCAAUCGCAACAUGAUAGCUCCUUCACAACACACGUUCGAUGAGGCCCAGCUCCAGAUCUAUACCUUGAUGCACCGGGACUCCUACCCUCGAUUCGUCAACUCCCCUACCUACCGAGAACUCUUACGCAAUUGCGGCGUUCCCGUGGACGACUUCAACAGCGGGAGUUUUGGUGGGGGUGGAAGCAUCGGGACGGCCAGUGGGCCUGGGCCGGGAGCCGUGGUGGGCGGGGCUGGCGGGACACAGGUCUAAGCCCGACAGGUCUCGAUGGGAGUAAACCCCCAACCCAACCAGACCUCUCCUCCUCGUUCUCCUCGUUCUCCUCUUCCUCCUUCUCCUUUUACUCCCCCUCCUCGUCGUCGUGUUUCUCUCCUCCAUGCAUUUGCUCACGGCAUCAAGUGUCGCUUUCACCCACUUCAUUGAUGACCACGAAAACGACCAGGGCAGUAAUCUAGGCCAGAUGGACAGCCCCCCCCAGGGAUUGAGGGAAGAGGACCUCACCUCGAAGACCGUGCUUUUAAGUUUGACGGGUUGUCUGCCGCCCACUCAAAGACCUAAGCGUCGUACCCGAUCCGACCCGAUCGUUGUACCCCUUUGACGAGAAGGAAGAGUGCCCCCUCCCCCCCCACCCACCCCCCAAAAAAACCUUGAUUCUUCAUUCAGUUGGCGGGCGACACGUCCUUGCCAUCACAACCUGCUGAGCCCACUGAGCCCACAGAGCUUGCUGACUCCGUUGGACCCUCAUACACACAAAAAGACAUGUCAUAGAAGCAAACCAGAAAACAAACAUGUGUUCUUAACUAAUCAUCAAUUCAUGAUCCAUAUUUUCAUAUUUGGGACUGUGACGCCCAGAUCCUGCUAGUCUCUAUUAUUGUUUCCUAUAUUAAGCCCCCUUUUUUUCACUUGUUAGCAGUCUCAAUUGUCAGUUCGUCUUGAUUUCCCAAAGCUUUCUUGCCCGGAAGAACCGAACACUUGAUUUGACCGAUCUGAUCCACACAAUAAGCAUCCGUCGUCCUUGAGGAUGCAAAGAGGGACUUACGAUACAAAUGAUUUCGCGUUAUGAUUGUUCUUCUCCCAAGAUAUCCCGUUUAUUUAUUUGCUCUUGUUUUGCCUUCGUCAAGAGAAACCAAGAACUUCGUUGUAUCCACGACCAAACUGCCUGUGUUUACCUAUUGGAUUUGUUCCGUGCACUCAUCUGGGAUACCCCUACCCUGCCUACUUUCCUCCUGUUUGCCAUGAACACCUUGCCCAGCACUUUUGAGAAAACAAAACGUCCCAGCAGUAUUGAAUUUUUCAUACAAUCAAAGUCCCCGUUCCCGAUAUUUUUACUUUUACAAAGCUGAAACUGGAAAUAGUACGUACAACACCCAUCCCUUUAAGAGUCUGCCGACAAUUCACGAGUUAACCAUGGUUAAAACCGUUUCCAAGCACAAAUUCUCUUGCUCCUAUUCCUCCUCCUCCAGACAUCUGCAAGGCACAAACAUUCGCAACCGGCAUCAAAAGCCUUGAGGAUCUUUGAGAGCCUUUUAUAAAUACGUACUUGACAACGGGUCUACUUUCUCAAAAAAAAAAAUAGCCUAGCCCCACAGUUCAGUUCAGAGGCAUUCAGUUCGCCUCUGACCUCUGACCUUUCCUCUUUUCGAAGAAGAAAGCUACGUGGGCUCAUUUCAGCCCAGACAAAUCUAUGCAGACACCAUCCCCGAAAAUCACGUUGCGCAUGUUCCAGAUGAAUUUGGUCCUCUUCAGAGCCUUUUUUCUUGAUGUUAAUGUCGUCUGAAGGGCUUGCACCUGGAGGAUCGGAGGGAAGUAGACCUCUUUACGUUCCUGAAAUCAGUUUGAUGUCAAUUGUCAACCGCCCUGCUCCUUGGAAAAGUGCAUUUUCGUUCCGGCCAAGCUUCAAUUCAAGAUUGCCCCUCCCCAGAAAUGUUCGGUCCUCUGAGGGGUUUGGUCCAAGAAGCACGACAAAGAAAGAAACGAAACUCCAGCAACCUGAAUUGGCCUCCUUCAGGGUCCACCCACCUCGUACUGAGAUGUUUGAGGUUCCAUAUUUGGGGGAAAAGCUGCCACAAUAAAGCCAACAAAGGAUGAAUCAAACUAUUUUCUUCCUUUGUGCUCGAUCCUUCGACUUCUUUGAGAAGAGGGCGAAAUUCCAUAUCAAUGAUAAUGAUGAAAUUGACGACGACGACGACAAAGAUAUAUAUACACACACACACACACACACACAUAUAUAAAUAUGGCUAGGGCUGCAAUGUCUGAGGCUCACAAUGAUUUACCAUCGCUAUCAUGAUCAUUCUUCUCAUUAUGAUUAUCAUCAUUAUUAUUUUCAUCAUCUUAAUGAAUUUUCUUCAUGUCGAUGAAGGCACCACAGUCGUCACAUACUACUAUAUAUAUGCCAAGAUCUUUUUUGGUGUCAAAAGGCCUGAUGUGUUAUUAUCAUUAUAUUAUUAUCAUUAUCAUGAUUAUUAUAAUCAUCAUCAUUACAUUUCCUAGAGGAAUAAGUAUUCCAGUGAAAAA
Tigriopus californicus is the source of this 4600-nucleotide messenger RNA. RefSeq lists its product as uncharacterized. The transcript has 7 exons. The record is from RefSeq and is a predicted model, not a curated record. NCBI's taxonomy places the organism in Eukaryota, Metazoa, Arthropoda, Copepoda, Harpacticoida, Harpacticidae. Bases 1055 to 2338 code for a protein of 427 amino acids.